Messenger RNA from Brienomyrus brachyistius, 2500 nucleotides. RefSeq names its product UDP-GlcNAc:betaGal beta-1,3-N-acetylglucosaminyltransferase 7 (gene b3gnt7). The transcript has 2 exons. The record is from RefSeq and is a predicted model, not a curated record. Bases 184 to 1401 code for a protein of 405 amino acids. Lineage: Eukaryota; Metazoa; Chordata; Actinopteri; Osteoglossiformes; Mormyridae. Gene Ontology annotation, cellular component: membrane. Gene Ontology annotation, molecular function: hexosyltransferase activity.
CAUUAAGCCCCGUGCCCCACGCCCUUAUAACCGCGGCGUGGGGAGAUUCUGCGUGAGACCGUGCUUCGCUUCAUUCAACAGUCUGAGGUGUGCGGUUUUCAAAGCAGACUGACAAGGUUGAAUGGAAAGGCGUGAAAAGAAAACGAAGCGAAACCCCCUAACUUAAUCGGAUUAAUUUUAGAAAUGAAGAUGAGAGACAAGUGGAGACUAUGCAGGGGAGUGGGCCUCAUAUUCUUGGUGGCUGCAGUGACCCUAACGAUAUUCCAGAGGAGCCGCGGUAAUGCAUCCUUUCAUGAGAGCCAGCAUACUCAGCAGCAGUUUGGGCCUGAUAGAAGCCCUCAGAGAAGGUCCCUCCGUUUUGUACCUGAGAAGUUGUGGAAUUGGGGUGGAGUAAAUUCAGUGGCUGCUACUGAGGAGCCUGGUGUACCUGGGGGAGAUGUAAGAAGAACCUGGGACAUCACCAUUAACAACUGCAGCGCUAAUUAUAAUCUUUCAAAGUUUGGGUGGUUUAUGGACUUGGAAGAUAACUUUAAGCAGUUCCUGCUCUACAGACACUGCAGGCAUUUUCCCAUGAUUAUCAACCAGCCAGAAAAAUGUAAAGAAGACAUCUACCUGCUAAUUGUGGUUAAAUCCAUUAUAACGCAGUAUGAUCGCAGGGAGGUCAUCCGGAAAACUUGGGGCAGAGAGCAGGAAAUUGACGGCAAGAAAAUUAAAAUGGUCUUCCUUCUGGGGACUUCAUCCAAUGAGGCAGAAAAAGCCAAUCAUCAGAAACUGCUGGAAUAUGAGAAUUAUAUCUAUGGGGACAUUCUCCAGUGGGAUUUCAUGGAUAGCUUUUUCAACCUCACCCUGAAAGAAACCCACUUUCUUAAGUGGUUUUCCAUGUACUGCACUAAGGUGCAUUACAUUUUCAAGGGAGAUGAUGACGUGUUUGUUGGUGUGAGGAAUGUCUUGGAGUUUCUGGGAAGCAUGAACAUCAAAAACCUCUUUGCAGGCGAUGUUAUUUUGAAGGCCAAGCCCAUUAGAAAGAAGGAGAACAAAUAUUACAUCCCAGCGGUGUUGUAUAACAAGACUCUCUACCCGCCAUAUGCUGGAGGGGGUGGGUUCUUGAUGGAUGGCCCACUGGCCCAGAAACUCUAUGGUGCCUGUGAAACUUUGGACCUGUUCCCCAUUGACGAUGUCUUUCUGGGCAUGUGUCUGCAAGUGCUGCAGGUCACACCUGUAAAGCAUAAUGCCUUCAAAACCUUUGGGCUUGUGAAGGACAAGAAAAGCAAACUUAAUAGUGAACCCUGCUUCUUCAAAGACAUGAUGGUGGUACACAAGUUACUUCCCCAGGACCUCCUCAAGAUGUGGGAAAUGGUUAAUUCUCACCGUAUCUGCUCACAGAAUGUAAAUCUCUCAUAGUGUGAGACCGUAAGACUGAAGUACACAUUGGGGUGAGGGAACAGAAAGACUUGCUAUUGGAGAAGAUUUUUUUUGGGAGAAAUGGGAAUAUGGAUCAUAUUAGGUUAAAUGAGAGCCUCUGGCUAUUUUCUCCAGAGCUGUAAUGUUUCCAUAUCUUAUGUCUUACUUUCUGGAGUCAGUAAAUCUGGUAGUUGAACUAAUUCACUUAACGUCUUCUCCCUUUUUUUUUGUCUGUCAGUCUUUUGUGCCCCUUUGUUUGCUGCAUAUAGUAAUUGUUUUAUUUUGAAUGUAGAUGUUGGUGUAUACACUUGGAUUUCUAUUGAAGCUAACUGCUGUUGAGCUGGAUGCUGUGAGGAAAUGUACAGGCUUUACAUUUAUACAGUUAAUCGUACAUUAAGGGUCACAGCAUCAUCCAGGAGACUGAGAUAACAGCUAAUAACCCCUCAGUAAUAUACAACUUGCCAGCUUAUUUCUUGUAAUACACAUAAUAUCAGCGUUCCGUAAAAUUAUUUAUUUUUCAAAACCUGUUUAAAACUGCUGUGAAACUGAAUGGUUUACAUCUGGAUCAUGAGAUCAGGUAACUAAGCAGCAAGUUUUUUUUCUUAAGUGCCUCUACCUCAGUUUAAAUUAAACUUUAUUGCAGUUUUUUGUGCAUUAUGUAGGCCCAAUGAUUUAUGCUGCUGAAAAUCAAUUUUGAAUCACACCUGAUUUAGGCAAAUCACUCUUCAUAUAGAUAACACAACUCAUCUUAGUUUCCUUCUGAGCUCUGAGUUCUCCACACUGUGGUAUAUACAAGCUCCCAAGUUAUCUGGGGAGAGCUGUGUAUUUAUUUGGGAUGUUAGACUUAAAUUUUUUUUAGGCUAAACUUGUGCACAAGGGGGGAAAAAAGGUUUGCACUAAAUAUAAAAUGAACUGUGAAUUGAAGAAAAAUUGCUGUUGGUACAUAUCUUCUUAAUUUGACACAAUUAGAGAGACUUUAAUAUAUUCAUGCAAAUAAAAUGUGAAAAUUAAUACAAAUUGUGCAGGGUGGUUGUGAAUGCUGCUACAUAAUGUAUAUGGGGGAAAAUGUAAUUUUGUAAAUAAAAAUGAAAUUCAUCCA